AUGGAGAAGAAUGUCACGACCAUGAAUGAAUUUCUUUUACUUGGCUUAACAAGUGUCCAGGAACUACAACCAUUCUAUUUUGUGAUCUUCUUAAUCAUUUACAUCAUAAACUUGCUUGGAAAUGGAGCUAUCUUAGUGAUUGUUAUUUUGGAACCUAAACUCCACUACCCGAUGUAUUAUUUCCUAGGAAACCUGUCUUGUCUGGAUAUUUGCUAUUCUUCAGUAACAUUGCCCAAAGUACUUAUAAAUCUCCUCUCCACACACAAGACUAUAUCUUUUCUAGGCUGUAUCACUCAGCUAUACUUUUUUCACUUUCUGGGAAGCACUGAAGCCAUCUUACUAGCUGUCAUGGCUUUUGAUCGUUUUGUUGCCAUCUGCAACCCACUUCGUUACUCUGUCAUCAUGAACCCUCGGACGUGUAUUCUCUUGGCAUCUGUGGCGUGGCUCAUCAGCUUCUUUUACGCUCUGAUGCAUUCUGUCAUGACUGCACACCUGAAUUUUUGCCACUCUCAACGACUCAAUCACUUCUUCUGUGAUGUCAAGCCUCUCUUAGAAGUGGCAUGUAGCAACACACUACUUAAUCAAUGGCUUCUUUCUGUUGUCACAGGCAGUAUAUCUAUGAUAGCUUUCUUUAUGACUCUUCUAUCCUAUUUCUAUAUUAUUGGUUUUCUUUUGAUGAAGAAUAAGUCAUGCAGAAUACUUCACAAGGCCCUGUCUACCUGUGCCUCCCAUUUCAUGGUGGUAUGUCUUUUUUAUGGACCAGUGGGCUUCACAUACAUUCGUCCUGCUUCAACCACUUCCAUGGCUCAGGACAGGAUGGUGGCCAUCAUGUACAGUGCAGUCACUCCAGUGAUGAAUCCACUGAUAUACACUCUUAGGAACAAAGAUGUAAUGUUAGCAUUGAAGAAAUUAUUUUGGAGAAAGUUGUUUAAAGACUAUCAGCAGCACCAUUGGAACUAA
Molecule: messenger RNA, 960 nt
Organism: Erinaceus europaeus (western European hedgehog)
Lineage: Eukaryota; Metazoa; Chordata; Mammalia; Eulipotyphla; Erinaceidae
Product: olfactory receptor 12D3
Exons: 1
Coding region: 1-960 (319 amino acids)
Biological process (GO): G protein-coupled receptor signaling pathway
Cellular component (GO): membrane
Molecular function (GO): olfactory receptor activity; G protein-coupled receptor activity
Source: RefSeq, a predicted model, not a curated record